AUGGUCAAUCUUACAAAACUAGAGUUCAUUGCCCUUCAAUGUUCGAGCAGGAACUACCUCUCAUGGGUGUUGGAUGCUGAAAUCCACCUUGAUGCAAUGGGUCUUCGAGACACCAGAAAAGAAGAAAAUAAGGCAUCAAAUCAAAACUGUGCACGAGCAAUGAUAUUCUUGCGUCAUCAUCUUGACGAGAUUCUGAAAAUUGAAUAUCUGACAGUUAAGGAUCCACUUGUUUUGUGGAAAAACCUAAAAGAAAGAUUUGACCACUUGAAGAUGGUCAUACAUCCAAAGGCACGAUAUGAUUGGAUGCAUCUAAGGCUACAAGACUUUAAGUCUAUACAUGAAUACAAUUCUGCCAUAUUCAGAAUCAAUUCUCAAUUGAAAUUAUGUGGAGAAACAGUUAGUGAGAUUGAUAUGAUGGAAAAGACGUUCUCUACUUUCCAUGCCUCGAAUGUGCUCUUGCAGCAACAAUAUCGAGAGAAAGGUUUCAAAAAGUAUUCUGAACUAAUUUCUCAUCUUCCUGUGGCCGAGCAAAAUAAUGAUUUAUUAUUGAAAAAUCAUGAGAAUCGACUUGCUGGAUCUGAACCACUUCCUGAAGUGAAUGAGGCGCACGCACACCAUGCUAGGGUCCUAAUCGUGAUCAUGAACGUGGUCGUGAACGUGGACGUGAUCGUGGUCGUGAUUAUGGUCAAGAAACUUUAUCAAGAAUCACUAAAGACAAAAGAGAAAAAUCCUGAGGCAAAUGUUAUCUCUGAAAAUCAAAUUGACAUCACACACUUGGAUGUAGCAGAUUUCUUCGCACAUCCUGAAGAAAAGAUAGAUCACUUAAUUGGUGAUGGUUCUGUGAACAUGGAAGAGUGA
Messenger RNA from Solanum pennellii, 858 nucleotides. RefSeq lists its product as uncharacterized. The record is from RefSeq and is a predicted model, not a curated record. Lineage: Eukaryota; Viridiplantae; Streptophyta; Magnoliopsida; Solanales; Solanaceae. Bases 1 to 858 code for a protein of 285 amino acids. The transcript is spliced from 2 exons.